This is a messenger RNA of Aquila chrysaetos chrysaetos, 1482 nucleotides long. It is a transcript of the gene PHOSPHO2, whose product is annotated as phosphatase, orphan 2. The coding region runs from base 157 to 882 and encodes 241 amino acids. The record is from RefSeq and is a predicted model, not a curated record. Gene Ontology annotation, molecular function: phosphatase activity. The transcript is spliced from 2 exons. Lineage: Eukaryota; Metazoa; Chordata; Aves; Accipitriformes; Accipitridae.
GACCUGACCUUCUCCCUCUGCCCGAGGCGAAGGCAGCCUUGCCAAGAGUCGGCGCAGACUGACGCGGCUGCUCCCCGCGGAUGGGGAACUGCCGGGCGCACAGCUCUUCGCUGGCUUCAGCUGUUGGGUGAUGCUGUACCUCCACGGCUUUCAGCUAUGAAAUUUCUGUUGGUUUUUGAUUUUGACCAUACAAUCGUAGAUGAAAAUAGCGAUACCUGGAUUGUGAAAUGCGCUCCUGAGAAAAAGCUUCCUAAUGGAUUAAGAAACUCCUAUCGACCAGGACAUUGGACAGAAUAUAUGGGCAGAGUCUUUGUCUACUUGGGAGACAAUGGCGUCAAAGAAGAUGAGAUGAGAAGAACUAUGACAACAAUUCCUUUCACUGCGGGAAUGGUAGAUCUUCUGGGUUUUAUUGGCGAGAACAAAGAGUUGUUUGACUGCAUAAUUGUUUCAGAUUCUAAUACAGUAUUUAUUGACUGGAUUUUGAAAGCUGCUGACUUCCAUAAGGUGUUUGAUGAAGUGUUUACAAACCCUGCAGCAUUCAGCAGUACUGGCUAUCUUACUGUACAGAACUUCCAUGCUCACCAUUGUGAAAAGUGCCCUAAAAACCUUUGCAAAAGGAAAGUUUUAAAAGAAUUUCUAGAUAAACAGUUGGAGCGAGGAGUAAGUUAUACACAAAUUGUAUAUAUAGGUGAUGGUGGGAAUGACUUAUGUCCAGUAAUGUUUUUGAAGAAGGAUGAUACUGCUAUGCCCAGGCAGGGGUAUACCUUGGAGAAAAAGAUUUCUCAACUGGCCCAGGAUCUCAGUCCUGUAGAGUGUUCUGUUCUGGCAUGGUCAUCUGCUAUUGACAUUAUGUCUUACCUGAAACUGCUUAUAAAGGAAUAAUUCAAAUUAUAAAAGGAAACUAAUAUAGUUCGUUACAUCUUAUCUUCCUGGGAGAGAAAAACUGCAUGUGUAUAAAAGCACAAAAUUGUAAAAUUGGGCUGUUAUCUGAACUUAUCUUUUUCAAACACAAUAUGAAACUGUUUAUGUUCAAUCUUGGCAAUAGUGGAAAAGUUAAGUUAAAAUGGCUUUCUAACAUAGUACACAUUCCAAGAUAAGUGGAGAAGGGCGUUUGCAAGAGGAAUUGCUGUUAUUCUUAGUCUUCCCCCCCCCUCCCCCCCCGCCUUUACCGACUACAUAACUGACCUUUUCUGUUCUAUGCACUUAGAGGAAGGAGUAGGAUUAGUGCACAAAAGAAUGAAAUUCUUCACUUACAAAACAUUAGGUGCCAGUAGCAUGGUUCUGGAACUGUUGGCUUUUAUACUUCUUUGAUCAGGAUAAAUGUUUAAUUUUGUAAAUUAUUUGAUAUGCUUGUAAUCUGAUCUGAAGAUGCAUUUAUAUUUUCAAUAUACUAAAUAUUUUACCAAACAAAGUUACUUUUUAAUAGUUUGUUUUACCUUGUAUUGUAAAGACAAUAAAAGUUAGUGUCACUGACAAAAGCAA